AUGCAGAAUUCCUAUGAACCUAGUCUGCACAGUAGUUCAGAAAUUUGGGGGUAUAAUGCGUAUACUGCAUGCAGCCUGCAGGAAGUCGAUUAUUAUCUUAGGUCAGCAUUGCAGAACAGAAUAAGCUUGGCGAAUGAAAAUCGAGCUCAACUUAUUCAUAACAAUUCCACACUAAUGACUCGUAUAGAAUGUCAAAAUCACGGCCCCCUCACUCCCCACCGGGCCACUCUACCCACUUCGGUGGAGAAGCGUCAACGACUAGGAGAUAGCUAG
This is a messenger RNA of Rasamsonia emersonii CBS 393.64, 273 nucleotides long. RefSeq lists its product as uncharacterized. Lineage: Eukaryota; Fungi; Ascomycota; Eurotiomycetes; Eurotiales; Trichocomaceae. The record is from RefSeq and is a predicted model, not a curated record. Bases 1 to 273 code for a protein of 90 amino acids. The transcript is spliced from 4 exons.